AUGUCCGAUUCCGAAUUCGAGGUCGCCCAGGAAGAUGAGCUCCUAAUGCAUACAUAUGCGUCACUUCCCAACAAGUGCAAGAAGUACUGGCGGAAAAGGUACCUGCUUUUCUCGAAAUUCGACGAGGGUGUAUAUCUCACGUCAGAAUUAUGGUACAGUGUCACACCAGAAGUGACAGCCCGGUUCACGGCCAGGCUUGUGAAGAAGCUCUUGCCAGAUUGCGAAAACAUUCUCGAUGUUUGUUGCGGAGGCGGAGGCAAUACUAUUCAAUUUGCCAAGAUCUUCAAGAACGUUGGAGGUGUAGAUGUCAAUGCCAACAAUAUCAAGUGUUCACAACAUAAUAGCACCGUAUACGGCGUCGAUGCCAACACUUGGUUUGUUCAAGGAGACUGGAACAAGUUGCUGGAAGACAGCAGCUGGAUUCCUGUGGAUUUGCCAAACGGCAAAUUUGACUUUAUCUUCUGUUCUCCACCGUGGGGCGGACCAAACUACAAAAAACAGCAGUGGUUUGAUUUAUUCAGCAUGGAGCCCUUCAACUUGAGACAGCUCUGCCACAGUCUCCGCAAGUUUUCCGACCAUUUUGGCCUUUUCCUUCCGAGAAACCUGGACUUGGACCAGAUUAGACAGGUGUCGCACGAGCUCUUUGGCGAUAAAUACAAGACUCGCGUGGUUUGCCUAUGGCAAAACGGCUCGCCCUUGGGACUUUUAGCCAUCUUUGGCUCCUCAUAUAGCAUCAAAAUUACAUAG
This is a messenger RNA of Clavispora lusitaniae ATCC 42720, 747 nucleotides long. RefSeq names its product RNA methyltransferase. Gene Ontology annotation, molecular function: RNA cap trimethylguanosine synthase activity. The record is from RefSeq and is a predicted model, not a curated record. Lineage: Eukaryota; Fungi; Ascomycota; Pichiomycetes; Serinales; Metschnikowiaceae. Gene Ontology annotation, biological process: 7-methylguanosine cap hypermethylation; 7-methylguanosine RNA capping. Gene Ontology annotation, cellular component: nucleus.